Molecule: messenger RNA, 1179 nt
Organism: Glossina fuscipes
Lineage: Eukaryota; Metazoa; Arthropoda; Insecta; Diptera; Glossinidae
Gene: opm
Product: transmembrane emp24 domain-containing protein 5
Exons: 2
Coding region: 210-920 (236 amino acids)
Biological process (GO): endoplasmic reticulum to Golgi vesicle-mediated transport; intracellular protein transport; Golgi organization
Cellular component (GO): endoplasmic reticulum; Golgi apparatus; COPII-coated ER to Golgi transport vesicle
Source: RefSeq, a predicted model, not a curated record
AAACCAUACAACUUGUUCGAUAACAACCCCGAGAAUGCCUAAUAAAGAGUUAAGCAACUUUUCAUGCUUAAAUGCUUAAAAAUUUCUAUGUGUGCAUAUUCAUUGUUUUCAAUGUGUUCAACUUCAAUUUCAAUGCUUGUCAUGCGAGUGCGGUUUCUUUGUGUUUUUGACCUUAGCUCUGUUUAUUUUGUUGUGCUAAAAGCGAAAAAAUGAAUUUUUUUUCAACGAUUCGACAGUAUCUGGUUUUUAUUGUUUGCUAUUUGCUGAGGGUGUCGGUGGAGGCAUAUGAUAAGGAAAUGACGGUGCACAUUGACGCGGGCAAAAAAGAAUGCUUCUAUCAUCAUGUAAACAAAGGUGAAACUAUCGACAUCGAAUACCAGGUGAUCGAUGGCGGUAAUGGUGAUUUGGAUAUUAGUUUUUCCCUUAACGAUCCCAUAGGCUUGAUAAUUGUGGGUGAUUUUAAAAAAUCUGAAAAUAUACAUCGUCAUGAAGUGCAGCUCGACGGUGAUUACCGAUUUUGUUUUGAUAAUACUUUUAGUGCGUUUAACAGGAAAACAGUUUUUUUCGAAUUAAUUGUGGAAAGAGAGGGUGAACAGAACUUAGGUGAUAAUCAAUGGAAUGAUAUGCUCGAAGGCUUAACACCCGAGGAAUAUUACGAAAUGAAAGUGCAAGAUAUCAUGGAUUAUAUAGGCCGUAUACGAAUGCAGAUGACUAAAGCUCGACAGAUACAAGAUAUUCUGCGUUCUCACGAAGCACGUGAUCGCAACCUAGCAGAAGCAAACUUUAUGAAAGUGAAUGUUAGGUCAUUCAUCCAAAUUUGUGCCAUGAUAGCAGUGGGUCUUCUCCAAGUCUUCCUAGUACGUAGCAUAUUUGACAAUAAUGGUCGUAUGAACAAAAUUUGGCAAAAGGUGCGUUUGUGAAGCAAAAUAAUCAAUAAUUUCUCGCAUAUAGAUAAAACGCUAGGGAAGCUCUCUAAAGAAGCCUUAAUGAAUCUUUCUAAAAAUGACACCAAAGAAAAUUUAAAAAUUUUGAUCACAGAAACCAUGUUCAGGGAUAAAUUGUAAUGAAAGCAAUGCUAAUAUUUUAACUUGAAUCAUUCCUUGCCAUACAUAUUUUUAACUAAAUCUAUCUUUUAUUAAACGUUUAUAUGCUACUCAUCAGAUUAUUGCAAUGCACAUC